Messenger RNA from Rubroshorea leprosula, 1945 nucleotides. The record is from the annotation of a GenBank genome assembly. Lineage: Eukaryota; Viridiplantae; Streptophyta; Magnoliopsida; Malvales; Dipterocarpaceae.
GCUUUCGACAGACGAUUUUGCUUUUUCUACUCUCUUCUUUUACUUUGAAAACCUUGAACAGUUCCCAGCUUUCCAAAUUCAAUGUUUGCUUCAGCUUCUGUUGCGGUUGGGAGGGAGAGUGGAGGGAGGAGGAUGGAGAGGGAACCGACCAAGAUUUGUGCUCCGAUAAUGGCGGAUUCUGUGGAUGAGAUGUUGGUUUUUAUGGGCAAAGCUAAAGCUAGUGGGGCUGAUCUUGUUGAAGUUCGAUUAGAUAGUUUGAAGGGUUUCCGUCCUCAGGAGGAUCUCAAGGUUUUGGUCAAAAAGUGCCCUUUGCCCACUCUGUUCACAUACAGACCAAAAUGGGAAGGCGGUCUGUAUGAUGGUGAUGAAAAAGAGCGUUUAGAUGCACUUCAAUUGGCCAUGGAGUUGGGAGCUGAUUACAUUGAUGUUGAGCUUCAGGUUGCUGAUGAAUUCAUUAAAUCGAUUCAUGGUAAGAAACCUGAGAAAUUCAAAGUCAUUGUUUCCUCACACAAUUAUCAAAACACUCCAUCCGUUGAGGAGCUUGGGAACCUUGUUGCAAGAAUACAAGCAACUGGAGCUGACAUAGUGAAGAUAGCAACAACUGCCAUGGAUAUAACUGAUGUGGCACGCAUUUUCCAGAUAACUGUGCAUUCUAAAGUUCCAGUCAUUGGACUUGUUAUGAGUGAGAGGGGGUUGAUUUCUAGGGUACUCUGUGCAAAAUUUGGGGGGUUUCUCACUUUUGGAACCCUUGAGGGUGGAAUUGUUUCAGCUCCUGGUCAGCCAACAAUCAAGGACCUGUUAAAUCUGUACAAUUUUAGGCUAAUAGGUCCUGAUACUAAAGUGUAUGGCAUUAUUGGGAAGCCUGUGGGGCACAGCAAAUCACCUAUUCUAUACAAUGAAGCAUUCAAAUCAGUCGGCUUCAAUGGGGUGUACUUGCAUUUGCUCGUGGAUGAUGUUGCAAAAUUUUUCCAGAUUUACUCAUCCACAGAUUUUGCUGGGUUCAGCUGUACAAUUCCUCACAAGGAGGCUGCAGUAAAGUGCUGCGAUGAGGUUGAUCCAGUUGCAAAGGCUAUUGGAGCUGUUAAUUGCAUUGUGAGGAGACAAAGUGAUGGGAAGUUGUGUGGCUACAAUACAGACUAUGUUGGUGCUAUUUCUGCUAUUGAAGAUGGACUACGAGGCACAUCUAAGACGAGUACUACUGCUGCUUCACCCUUAGCUGGGAAGCUGUUUGUGGUUAUUGGUGCUGGUGGUGCUGGAAAGGCACUUGCUUAUGGUGCAAAAGAAAAAGGAGCAAGGGUUGUCAUUGCCAAUAGGACCUAUGAUCGAGCCAGAGAACUUGCAAACACAAUUGGAGCAGAUGCCAUAUCUCUUGCUGAUUUGAAUAAUUUCAAUCCAGAGGAUGGAAUGGUUCUUGCAAACACCACAUCCAUUGGAAUGCAGCCAAAAAUUGAUGAAACACCUAUUUCUAAGCAUGUUCUGAAAUACUAUUCACUGGUUUUUGAUGCGGUAUACACCCCAAAAAUAACCAGACUUCUGAGAGAAGCACAAGAAUCUGGGGCAAUAACUGCUUCUGGGUUGGAAAUGUUCAUUGGGCAGGCAUAUGAACAGUAUGAGAGGUUCACAGGAUUGCCUGCACCAAAGGAACUCUUCCGAGAAAUCAUGUCAAAAUAAGUUCCCGGGUGUGAGAUUCAGUUGAAGUGAAAUACAACAAUACCAUUUGGCUCGUUUCCCUUUGUAUUUGUUUCAUUCAUGGGAGCUAAAAAUUUGAAACUCUCUCAGUAAGAGAAGCUUUCUUUGUCCUCUGAAUAAUAUUGUUGUUACUUGUUCAUGAACAUAAAAAGAUUGGUCUUGGCUUUGUAUUGGUACUAUGGUUCCCAGAACUGUUUCUGUGACUUGGUUCAAUCAAUAUAUUCCCUAUUUACCAAAAUAAGAAGAUUGGCCCUUU